Molecule: messenger RNA, 2759 nt
Organism: Copidosoma floridanum
Lineage: Eukaryota; Metazoa; Arthropoda; Insecta; Hymenoptera; Encyrtidae
Gene: dpy
Product: fibrillin-like protein dumpy
Cellular component (GO): nucleus
Molecular function (GO): zinc ion binding; calcium ion binding
Source: RefSeq, a predicted model, not a curated record
AUGGUCUGUGUUUGUCCAUCAGGUUACAUUAGUAGUGGGAGUGGCACGUGUGAGAUUAUUUCAUCGAUCUUCAGAGUUGAAUGUAAGAGUGACAGUGAUUGUCCAUCCGAACGUUCAUGCGUGAAUGCCAUUUGCAAAGAUCCUUGCGCUUGUGGUACUAAUGCUAUUUGCAACAUCAUUGACCAUAAACCAAUUUGCUCUUGUAUAACUGGUUUUGAUGGAAAUCCUGAUGUCGAAUGUAUACCAGUGGGUAGAUGUCGAUCGAAUCACGAGUGUCCUGGCACUCAUGCUUGUUUGCAGCAUAACUGCGUGCUUGUAUGCUCACCGUCUCUGAAAACCUGUGGCAAGGAUGCUGAAUGUAACGGUUUUAAUCAUCGAGCCGUUUGCGAAUGCCCACCAGGAUAUACAGACAAUCCAACUGUAGCGUGUGUCCCAAUAAUCGGCUGUCGGAAGAAUAGUGACUGCCCGUCUACUGAAGCUUGUAUCAAUGAAAAAUGCAAAAACCCGUGUUUGACUGAAAAUCCUUGUGAAAGGAAUGCUGAGUGCAGCGUCUAUAACCAUGUUGUCGAGUGUGCUUGUCCAUCAGGAUAUAUAGACACCAAAAUUUCUAGCUGUAUACCGGUGGGUUGCAAAAGCGAUGAUGAAUGCCCAUUACAACAAGCCUGCGUCAACAGGAAGUGCGUAAAUCCAUGCAAUGAAAUAAGACCUUGUGGCAUUAAUGCCAUAUGUACGGUUUUGGAUACACAUCCAGUAAAAACCAUGACUUGUGAUUGCCUACCAGAUUACCGUGGUAAUGCUGUUGAACAAUGUGAACCAAUUUGUCAACUCGAAAAAGGCCAGAUCCGAAAUCAAUACGGUGAAUGUGUCUGUCCACCGAACCAUGCAAAAAAUGACAAAGAAAUUUGCAUACCAUGUUACCCGGAAGCUGGAGUUAUGAUUGAUGAAAACGGCAUAUGUCGAGCUAAAAAGAUUGAAGAUUUCAAGAAAUCCAUGAGCGUGAAAUGUCUCUCAGACGGAGUGUUAGUUACAUUAGUUGGACAAGGAGAAGCUUUCAAUGGCAUAAUUUACGUGAAAUAUUACAGUUCCGAUGAACAAUGUAGACGAGACUUGAUUUUCCCCAAGGAAAAAAUAGUUAUUGAAGAAUUCAAGGUGACUUUUGGUACUUGCGGAUUGACCCACGUAAAUGGCGUAGCCAGUUUCACUUUAGUCAUACAGAGGCACAAAAAACUCAUGACGUACAACGCCCAAGCUUACAGCAUUAAGUGCUUGUACCAAAUCGGAGAACAAAAUAUUACGCUUGGAUUUAACGUGUCAAUGAUGACUACUGCUGGUACAAUUGCCAACACUGGACCCCCACCUACUUGUAGAAUGAAGAUUGUUAGUCAGAGUGGAAAUGAGAUAAGCCAAGCCGAAAUUGGAGAUGGUCUGAAACUCGAAGUAGACGUCAGUCCAACGUCAAUUUACGGCGGUUUUGCACGUUCUUGUGUCGCCAAAACAACUGAUGACGGCGUAGAAAAUGAGUACGUGGUAACUGAUGAAAACGGAUGUGCCACAGAUCCAACGAUCUUUGGUGAAUGGGAACAAGAUACUGAAACUCAAACACUCAUGGCUAAUUUUAAUGCAUUCAAAUUCCCCAGCAGUGAUAAUAUUCGCUUCCAAUGUAACAUUCGCGUCUGCUUUGGUAGAUGUCAACCGGUUAACUGUAGAGGUUAUAAUGCCUUCGGUCGAAGACGUAGAGAUACAUCGAGCGCCAAUAACAGUUCAAGAAACUUACCUGAAAACGUUAUAGGAGACGAGCGUGGAAACAUUAAUGUCACUUCCAACAUGAUCGUAACAAUAGAUCGACGAGACGACAAAUAUUCACUUUAUCAACCGAACGAUCCUGCGCCACGGUUGUCCGAAGAUGACGUUUGUGUUUCCAUGGUUGGCUUCGUUGUAUCACUCAUAAUCACGACAUUACUAGCACUAGUCGCCGUGGCUAUUGCCGUAUCAUGCUGGCUUAUGGCAUAUCGACGCCAGCCAAAGACAGCCGGACCACUGCCACACCCACCUGAAUUUCCCAAUCCCUUGUUUACAACCGAGUCGGUAGCUGAGCCUUCGCCGGACUACUACCUCUCAUAAAUGCAGUUCGUCUACCUCCCAUCCUUUUUUAGAAUUUAAUACAUUAUUUUUUAAAUUAAUAGAAUUCUUUAACUAUUAAGAUAAUAGACGAAUAUGGGGAAAAUGCACUACGGAACCUGCUUUCAUUCGUCCUAAAGAUUGAGGAUGCUGUAGUAUCAGUAUUUUCCGACACAUCUCCUCCAGUGACUUAACCAACUCGUUACUCUGUAAUCCAGUUUGCCUGUUCAUUCUUAAGGUGUACUUAGUUUCCGAUAUUUUUUCGUUACUUUUUCUUAAACCAAAUAUUGAGAAACGUGACUGACAAACAUGGAAAUUAAUACUUCUACAACGCUUCAAAUUUUUUCAUCAUAAUGCACGAAUGGAUGAUUUGCACUAUCAGGCGAAGUGUUUGUCAUCGUAUUCGAGCCAUCAUUAUAUAGUGCGUACAUUUUUUUUAGGUGAUGGUCCUUCAUUCCAUUAUCUGUCUUCGAGUUCGUCUAUUAACAAAAUGUUAAUUUAUUCAGCUCCUGUAUACCUAUUAACUCUUUUUAUAAAUAUACUCUAGUCAAUGGAGGAUUUGUUUAAUAAAUAUAAAUAAGUAUAAAUAUUUGUACAAGAAUUUUAUUCCUGUGUAAAGACAAUUAAACGAUUUAGUAGCC